AUGAAUCACCCGUCACUCGUUUCACUCCUGCUCGCGCUGGUCGCGCUGCACACCAGCGAAGUCAUUUCCCUUGCGGUACCCCGGCCACCGACCUUAGAGAGCCGUUCACUCCUUCCAGCUUAUUCGUUGCCACAGCAUGACCUGCUCGACUUGACGAGAGCAGUCGACAUCACGACCAAGCAACUGGGCUAUUUGUACGGUCCUCCGGUCGCGGGCGGACCUUUCUUUCCCACGGGCGUCUUAGGUGUGGCCAGAGCCGCCGCCGAUCAGGUAGAGAUCCAGCUCGACGAGGCACCGAUCCUUCUGGCCGCGGCUGCCGAUGGCACCGAGAGCACAUUAUCAGCUCCUGAGUAUAAUGGCCUGAAGACUCUGGACGACUACACUCUCUUAUAUGAUGGCCACUUAAAGGCCACUCUUCCACAUGGCCCCGUUCCGGGAAUAUUAACCAAUUACACCCAAGACCUCCUAUUUUCGAUGGAACGCCUCUCCUUCAGCCCGUAUCAGGUGAGGAGGCUCAAUCCUUCCUCGGAUACGUUGCAGUUCAGCAUCGACGAUGAUACUUCCACGAGCCUCACAGGUAUGACGCUCCAACAACUGUUUGAGGACGGUCGGCUCUUUUACGCCGACUAUCGAGACCAGCAAAAUCUGACCCCCACCGAUCGAUUUUCCGCGGCGUGUGACGCAUACUUCUACAUCAACCAGACAUCUGGUGAUUUCUUGCCCCUUGCGAUCCGCACCAAUGUGGGAUCCAAUCUGAUUUACACCCCAAAUGACGACCCCUCCGACUGGCUGCUCGCAAAGAUCAUGUACAACGUCAAUGACUUGUGGUUUGCGCAGUGGAAUCAUCUGGCAAGUACCCACGAGGUGGUCCAAAUCACAUACUUGGCCGCCAUUCGAACUCUCAGCGACAACCAUCCCGUUCUUGCUAUCCUGAACCGGAUCAUGUAUGAGGUUUACGCCAUCCAACCGCUGGCGGCAACCAUUCUGUUCCUGCCUGGUGCUGCGGUCGACCAGAUCUUCGCUUAUACCGGUACUGCGGCACAGGACUACACCACCAACCUCUAUAUGAACGGUGGCAGUGGUCGCUUUCAAGCCAACUAUUUCGAGACCGAUCUCGAGUCCCGCGGCUUGAUCAAUUCCAACUUUGGCCCUGCGUUGAAAAACUUCCCCUUCUACGAAGAUGCUUCGACCAUCUAUAAUGCGAUCCAUGCCUUCAUGACCUCGUUUGUGAAUUCAUACUACUCCAAAGACUCCGACGUCACGGCCGACAAUGAAAUGCAGGCGUGGGUAAAGGAAGCACAAGGCCCCGCUGAGGCGAUUGACUUUCCUUCCAUCACGACGAGAAGCGCCCUGAUCGAUGCUUUGACACAUAUGGCUCAUCUUGCCUCUACCUCACACCACACGGUCAACACGAACGAGUUGCUCUCUGUCAGCUCGACGUUGCCCUUCCACCCGCCCGCCCUGUACCAGCCACUGCCGUCCUCCAAAGGCUUAACAAACGUGGCGGACUUCCUUCCGCCACUGGACAAGGUGGAAGCGCAGUUCACCGUGAAUUCCGUUUUCGUGCGCCCAUUUUUCGUGGGCACGAAUCGGACUCUGAUGCACAUGUUUGAUGAUCCAGACAUGCUCAGUCGCAUGAACAGUGCGACGCAAGCGGCGGCUACCACCUUCUACAACACGAUGAACGCCUUCAGUGGACAGGUUGCUGCCCGCACCUUCGACGCGAAUGGCUUGUCACAGGGCAUGCCGUUCGUGUGGCAGGCCUUGGACCCCAAUGUGGCCCCGUUUUCUAUCACUACUUAG
Fonsecaea erecta is the source of this 1803-nucleotide messenger RNA. RefSeq lists its product as hypothetical. The transcript has 2 exons. Lineage: Eukaryota; Fungi; Ascomycota; Eurotiomycetes; Chaetothyriales; Herpotrichiellaceae. Bases 1 to 1803 code for a protein of 600 amino acids. Gene Ontology annotation, molecular function: oxidoreductase activity, acting on single donors with incorporation of molecular oxygen, incorporation of two atoms of oxygen; metal ion binding. Gene Ontology annotation, biological process: lipid oxidation. The record is from RefSeq and is a predicted model, not a curated record.